Messenger RNA from Drosophila serrata, 300 nucleotides. RefSeq names its product larval cuticle protein 65Ag1-like. Lineage: Eukaryota; Metazoa; Arthropoda; Insecta; Diptera; Drosophilidae. Gene Ontology annotation, cellular component: chitin-based extracellular matrix. Gene Ontology annotation, molecular function: structural constituent of chitin-based larval cuticle. The record is from RefSeq and is a predicted model, not a curated record.
AUGAAGUUCCUCAUCGUCUUCGUUGCCCUCUUCGCCCUGGCCGUGGCCGCUCCUGAUGCUGAGAUCCUCCGCCAGGAUUCCGAUGUCGGCCCCGAGAGCUUCAGUUACGGGGUGGAGACUAGCGAUGGCUUUUCUGCCAAUGCUGCGGGACAGCUGAACAACGUUGGAUCCGAUCACGAGUCCCUCGCCGUCCAGGGCUCCUACCGAUAUGUUGGCGAUGAUGGCGUCACCUACGAGGUCAAGUACGUCGCCGAUGAGAACGGAUUCCAGCCCCAGGGUGCCCAUCUGCCCGUGGCCUAA